UCCCUCCACAUUUCACCAUACAAACACAACAACUUUUUAAACUCAAAAAUUUAAAAAUGCAUUUCCACUACUCUUUUUUCAUCAUCAUCUUCUUCACCUCACUUUCAACCACCAUAUCUCAACCAGAAAACCAUUUUCUGAAACCACCAUCAUCAUCUCUUCAUCUUCAACCUCAAGAAUCCAUUGAACUCACUCUUCCUCUUUCAACUACAAAUCUCCCAAUCCCACCACCAGAAUGUACUCUCUCUGUCUUCAACCACUCAUUUGCUUACACGUAUUCUCAACCUCCUUUCAAUGUCACUUAUUCUCCGCCACUCGAUUGUCCUCCUCCAUGGUCUCACGCUGUUCUUCAGUUUUCCGGCGAGAUUUCCGGCGAACAGUACGAUCGGAUCGCCGGAGUUUGGGUUUCCGGCGUUGAGAUUCUUCGGACUAGUACCCCUGAACCAUCGGAGAAUGGAACUUUCUGGAAGGUUGAGAAGGAUAUUACGAGGUAUAUGUCCGUUUUACAGCAGAGUAAUGUUAGUUUUUCUAUGAUGCUUGAGAAUAUUGUUAAUGAUGAAUUUACUGGUAUUUAUAAUGUGAGUGUUUCGAUUUUGUUUUAUAAAGAUGCGGAGGAGGUUGUGAAUGUUAAGAGUCGGAAAUUAGGGUUAGGGUUAGGGUUAGGGUUAGGAUCUGGGUUGGAAUUUGGGGAUUUGGGGGGUGGGGUUUAUGAAGAACCAGCUGAUUUAGUGAUUCCGAUCGCGGAUGAUGGGAAUCAAGAUUAUUGGUUUCGGAUUGAGAGUGAAUCUGAAAAAAUUGUGAGAAGUAUUGAGAUUCCGAUUAAUGCUAAGAGAGUUGUGCUUGAAUUGUAUGUUUCACAUCAUGGAGAUGAUGAGUUUUGGUACUCAAAUCCUCCGACUGAAUACAUUGAAAUGAAUAAUUUGACUACGAGUAGAGGGAAUGGUGCAUUUAGGGAGGUUUCUGUUAAAAUUGAUGGGGGAUUGGUGGGUUUUGUGGUGCCAUUUCCGGUGAUCUUUACCGGAGGAAUCAAUCCGUUGUCGUGGGAGCCUGUUGUUGCGAUCGGAGCGUUCGAUUUGCCGUCAUAUGAUGUUGAGUUGACUCCAUAUUUGGGUACCCUUUUGGAUGGAAAAAGUCAUAAGAUUGAGCUUGGGGUGGCUAAUGCUAUUAGUUUUUGGUUGGUUGAUGCUAAUUUGCAUGUUUGGAUGGACAAGAAUUCUUCUGAGGUUCAGGCAGGAAUGGGUGCUAUUGAGCCGACUGAAUAUGAAGACGAACGAGAGUGGAAGUUCAAGCAAUUGGAUGGAUCUUUUGAGUUUGAAAUUGAGAGAAAGAGCCAUACUUCUGGAUGGGUUAAUUGUAGUUUGGGCAAUUUUACCACAAGUGUAGCUCAGAAAUUGAAAUUCGAGAACAAAAUCGAGUUUCAACAAUCUGGUACACAAAAGACUGUUGAGCAAAAAGUGAAGGUGAAAACUGAAGUAAAGGUGGUAUCAGAUAUGGGUGUAUUGAUCUCUUCGAGAAGUUUGAAACGGGAGUAUCCACUUAAAAUUAGAACUUCCACGACUCCUGGGCCGGAAGAGGAUACGAGCUCGAUGAUUACAAACAUAUCACAUGAAUUGAAAGAGAAAUCUACUAGUGGUAAUUUGCAAACAUCAUUUCAGAACGUUCAAGAGUCAGGGGGUUCAAUGCUGCUAAAGGAUCAUUCAGUUCUUUCUGGUACAGCUCAAACUCAUCAAACUUUGAGCUACAAGGGUCAAUCUGGCUGCUUUUUGAGGAGCGCUCAAACAGCUGGCGGAGAGCUUCUCAGAGACGACUCAUCUGUUUGCUCGUCUCAUUUGAGCUGGUAGACUAAACUCAGAGUCCUGAACUCAUGAUUUUGCAUAUCCAUGGAAGAUCCAAAGGCUUUACCAGUAGAACAAUAAUGUCCAUGUGGCCAGUGCUCAGCUAGCUAUACUCUAUUCUCUUUUGUAUAGAAGUUUUUGUGUUGUAUGCAUGUGUGUAGUGUGCUAUUGUUUUUUCCAGAAUUUUUGUUGUCAUUCUUACCUUGUUUCGAUAUAGUUGAGAAUUUGUGAGGUUUUGAGGGAUGAAGUAUUGUGGAGGCAUCUGUUGCCAUUGCUGCUUUUUUCCCAUUUUCUUGUGUGUAGUAUGCUCUUUAUAUGAUUGACUGGAUUUUUUCUCGUUGCU
This is a messenger RNA of Beta vulgaris subsp. vulgaris (sugar beet), 2178 nucleotides long. RefSeq names its product peptide-N4-(N-acetyl-beta-glucosaminyl)asparagine amidase A. Gene Ontology annotation, cellular component: vacuole. The record is from RefSeq and is a predicted model, not a curated record. The coding region runs from base 57 to 1841 and encodes 594 amino acids. The transcript has a single exon. NCBI's taxonomy places the organism in Eukaryota, Viridiplantae, Streptophyta, Magnoliopsida, Caryophyllales, Amaranthaceae.